Messenger RNA from Didymodactylos carnosus, 1053 nucleotides. The record is from the annotation of a GenBank genome assembly. NCBI's taxonomy places the organism in Eukaryota, Metazoa, Rotifera, Eurotatoria, Philodinida, Philodinidae.
AUGAUACAUCCUAAACUGCCCAAAUCAUUGUCGUCCCUAAUAAUACCACCUCACAUGACGCGUACUUCUCUAGAAGAAAACUUCUUAUUUUGUAACAAUCCAGCCCCUUAUUCAGUUUUGGGUUUUUCAUCACCAACAGCAUUACAAAUUCUCAGUGAUAAUCCACAUUGGAAUGCAGAUGGUACAUUUAGAACGUCACCAAAACUAUUUUAUCAAAGCUACAGUAUUCAUACAUGGGAUGAAUUCAGCAUGAAGUCAGUUGUUUAUGCUGAAUUACCUAAUAAAGAAGAGGUGUCGUAUCACGUACUAUUGAAUGCACUAACAACAUAUGCUCAACAAAAUAAUAUUUCAUUGAAGCCACAAUCGGUAUUAAUUGACUUCGAAAUAGCUGCAUUGAACUCAUUUUCCAAAACGUUUCCAACAGCUGUUAUUAAAGGUUGCCAGUUUCAUUUUGCUCAAAAUAUAUGGAAAAAAGUUAAAAAGUAUAAUUUAGUACAACUGGCCAAAGAAGAAGAAACACGACGAGAAUUAGCAAAUAUUCUUGCAUUACCACUGUUACCUCCUAGUAGAAUUGAUGAAGCAUUUUCCAAUAUAGUCGAAAAUAUUAGCAAUAUUAGUCCAAGAUUUUUGAAAUUAACAGAUUACAUUUUAAAAACAUAUGUUGAAAAUCCACGAUUUGAAGUAGAUUUUUGGAAUCAUUUUGAUUUGACUGGUGUGAGACCACGUACGAAUAAUCAUGUAGAAGGGUAUCACGCUCAGUUAAAUUCUCAAUGUAAAACACAUCCUAAUCUAUGGGCGUGGAUAAAUUAUAUUAAGGGGUCAAAAGAGUCUGUAAUGGUAAGGUAUGAACAAGAACAACGUCAACAAAGAAGUACACGUCCCAGAAAGGCAAGAUCAAUACAUAUUGAUGCUGUAUUGAAUGCUGCUAAACAAAAUUAUAUGUGUGGUCAUAUAGAUUUAGAAGAUUUACAGAAAUUGUUAAGAGCAUUAAGUCAUCGAUACACCAAAGUGUGUGAGAAUUCAAAAGACGACGAUGAAUAUGAACCAAAAUAA